This is a messenger RNA of Acanthochromis polyacanthus (spiny chromis), 724 nucleotides long. RefSeq names its product NEDD8 ubiquitin like modifier, like (gene nedd8l). Lineage: Eukaryota; Metazoa; Chordata; Actinopteri; Pomacentridae. The transcript is spliced from 4 exons. Gene Ontology annotation, cellular component: cytoplasm; nucleus. Bases 150 to 422 code for a protein of 90 amino acids. Gene Ontology annotation, molecular function: protein tag activity; ubiquitin protein ligase binding. The record is from RefSeq and is a predicted model, not a curated record. Gene Ontology annotation, biological process: regulation of proteolysis; protein neddylation; modification-dependent protein catabolic process.
UACGUCGCCACGCCCGGAGUGUUAGUGCGCUACACAGGAAGUAAAGUCAAGUUAGCUCGACAAGCAAGUUGCUCGUCGCCAAUUUGACAAGUGUUUGUUACACCGAGCGCUUCUUACAGUUUCUGAUUGUAGUAUAUUCUCUAGCCAGCAUGUUGAUCAAAGUUAAGACUCUCACCGGAAAAGAAAUAGAGAUCGACAUUGAGCCCACAGACAAGGUGGAGCGAAUUAAAGAAAGGGUGGAGGAGAAGGAAGGGAUUCCCCCGCAGCAACAAAGACUCAUCUACAGCGGAAAACAGAUGAACGACGAGAAGACGGCAGCAGACUACAAGAUCCAGGGAGGCUCGGUGCUCCACCUUGUGUUGGCGCUAAGAGGAGGAUCAGAGCUCCACAGUCGCUGCAUACACGUCUCCUCCUCGUCAUGAGUCGCUGUCGUCAUGGGGCCCGCUGAGUGCCAACGCUUUAGGUGUCUGUCACCGUCUAACCACGUUACAGCGCAGAAAUCUGAAAUCCCACGCUCCUCGGCCGACACGAAAACAAAAUCAACCAACAAAAAGAAAGAGAGAAAAAAAAAAAGAGGACAUUCUAAUUCCUUUGUAGAUGUUUUUGUAAACCCACAUUGGCUUUCUGAGUUUGACCCGUUGAUGCAGGCACCCAUGCAGUACAAGAGACAGUUUGACAACACUGUGGUCUUUUUGCUUGUGAAUAAACGCUGAAGUUGAUUGAA